Messenger RNA from Caenorhabditis sp. 36 PRJEB53466, 2223 nucleotides. The record is from the annotation of a GenBank genome assembly. Lineage: Eukaryota; Metazoa; Nematoda; Chromadorea; Rhabditida; Rhabditidae.
AUGAAAAGACGCUCGCUGAUAUUGGUUCUCUCGGUUUUCGGCGUUUUGUGCGAUUAUGUCAAGUUGCCCGGAAAUGAGGAAAUCGGCGGAUUGAAGUUACAAUCCGGCUAUUUGAGUGCCAAUGAGAAUGGCACUAAACGCAUGUUCUAUUUGUGAGUUGUUUUCCCAUUUUCUCCCCCAAAUUUGUUGUUUUCUGCUGGAAAUGGCUAUGCCGCACGAUGUGAGACCACUUUUGAAGUUGUAUGUGUACUGUAGAUACCUAGAUCUUUACUUUUUUGCCAUUCGAACAUCUUUUGCUUUGACCUCUCAGGGACCCGCUAAGACUCGUCUCUUCCUGUCAGGUCCUUAUUGAAAACUGCCACUUUUUCUUCUUCGUGGCUCAGCAGUUUCUUUAGAGACCGAGUACGCUAGUUUCUCGUCUUCAGAUUCCUGGAAUCUCGUGAUCUGGUCCCUUCGGAAGCUCCCCUAAUAAUCUGGUUCAACGGAGGCCCCGGAUGUUCAUCCCUCGGUGCGUUCUUCCAAGAAUUCGGACCGCUAUAUGUGAACUACGACGGAAAGACUCUCUUCGAAAACCCCGAUUCUUGGGAUCACGUGAGUCACAGAUACCGUCAUCUUUUUCCUACUCUGCCCUUCAGAAAGCCAACAUUCUGUUUCUGGAGUCGCCAAUCGGAGUCGGUUUCUCCUAUCACACCGAGGAGACAAACUACACGCGAGCCGACGAUGACACCACGGCCACAGAGAACUUUUUGGCCGUUUUGAACUUUUUCGAAGAGUGAGACAUAGUCACAGUUGCCCCCUUUAUUGUAUAAUGCGUUCAGAAAGCAUCCAGGAUAUGUAAAUCAUGACUUUUUCGUGGCCGCCGAGUCGUAUGGGGGUGUCUACGGACCGAUGCUCUCCGCGCUGAUUUCCGCGGCGAUUGCUCGGAGGGAAUUCCCGAAUGAGAACUUUAAGGGACUGAUCAUUGGGAACGGGUACAUGAACGUCAAGUUAUCGACGAACACAAUGAUUCUAUGGAGUGCCUACCAUGCGAGAACGUCUCCAGAGUAACACGACUUCGCACAGACUUUUGAUAGACAAUCAUCUUUUCAGCGAAUGGGAUGAAAUCAAAGAAGUGUGCAGGACUGAAGGCGCGAAAGAUGUGGAUGAGUACGAUUUCAUGGUGAGUAUCUAUCAAACACCGUAUUUCAUAUCACUACUUUGCAGAAGUUUAUGAACACGACGAACAAGAUGGACUACACGACGGAUAAUCGGACCGAGUGCGGCCGACUCAUCGGGCCGUUGAUCGGAGUGGCGAACAAGCCGUUGAAUUAUGAUUUCUACAAUUUCUACCACGAUUGCUACGUCAAUUUCUCGUCUCCAAACGCCACGGACCCUGUCAAAGAGGCUUUGGAGCUGGCGCCUCGCAAAGGAAUCUCUGUGAGACCACCCUGUCAUUCAUCAUAAUCUCCUCGUUCAGGCCCUUAUAAACAAGUACUCAACGGACACUCGGGCCUCGUACAGCUGCUGGAAUGACAAGGCUCUUAACGAGUAUCUCAAUUCCGACGUGGUGAAGAAGGCGUUGAAGUUGAAUGAGGAGUGGCUUGAGAGAAAUGAAACGUGGAAAGCGUGCAAGUGAGUCAUCUUGCUGAAGAUAGAAUAGAAAGGGUCAGGGUUACAGUGCUCUAAUGUAUGAUCAGUAUGUGAUGACUCAUCAGGACGUGGCGCCGUUCUUCUCCACUAUUUUCAGCAAUUAUACGGUAGGAGUACUGAACUUCCAGUAAACUUUAUGACUUUUAUAGGGUCCGGCCUUCAGGGUUCUCAUUUAUAACGGGGACCUGGACACCGCUUGCAAUUUCCUUGCGGAUGGAUAUUUCGCAAGAGAUUUGGCAAGACAGAAUAGUUUGAAAAAGGUUGGAUAUCAUCCUAGAUUUCGAUUUUUCAAAGUCACCAUUUAUUCCAGACAGUCAAGUAUGACUCGUGGCUCUACUCGGAUCAGCAGGUGCUGGCCGGCUAUUACCUCCGAUACGAAGGUGCGAACCGUCUUGGCUCCAAGUUAUCCAUCGAUGUGUUAACAGUGAAGGUGAGUAUGGAUACUGUAGCAGCGAUUACUGUACUCUCCGGUUCCAGGGCGCCGGUCACUUUGUUCCCCUCGACCGCUCGGGACCCGCCUACCAAAUGAUCAACAACUUUUUAUUCGCUCAACCCGAAAAACUGGCCAACUACUCGCUUCCUAUUCAGCUUUAA